UGACAAGCGGCAUUCAGUUAAUGACAGCAGAGCCGAUGACAGUUGUGUUUUUAGGUUUCUGUCUGCGUUCCUGAACUUCUCUACCUUACGUUAGAGCGUCGUCGAGUCAGCAGAUACACAAGAUUCUUGUGAAAUAUAAGUGGUUGAGAAAGACGCGUUAAAUUGGCACAUUCUGCGGUUUGAUAGUUCACUAGCUUAGCUUAGCUUAGCUUAGCCACCCAUCAAACUUCCUCCGAAAGCAGCAUUUGAAUAAGGAAGCAGCCUGUUAGCUUAGCCAGCCUGCUAGGCGCGUAAACACGGCUCUCCAUGGAGGGUGUGUCCGAGUGAGCGCAUAUUUUCGUCCCCGAUAAAGCUCCUCCGGUCGGGAGAAAUGGGCGAAGCGGCGAGGGCCCAGCGUCGGGAGCAGCUGAAGCGCUGGUCUGGGUCGUGUACGGACAGAGAGCCGGCGGUGCCGCGGAGGCGCUGGAGGGGCGAGCAGGAGGAGGAGGAGGGCGACGACGACGAAGGCGAGGCGGUUCUGGAGGGGAGAUGUCGAGAUGGAAACGGUCCUGUCCGCAAAAAGAAGGCCAAGAGAAGGCGGCGUGUUCGCUUUGAGAGGACAGCAGAGUUCCUGGCUGUUUGUGCCAGCGGUGACACUGAGGAGGCCCAGGCGAUGCUGAAGGAGGCCUGGCAGAAAAGCAAUGGCGAGUUAGUUUCAGGAGCAGACGUGGUCAACUGUGCCAAUGCGGAUGGAAUCACAGCUUUGCACCAGGCGUGCAUCGAUGGCAGUAUGGACGUGGUGUCCUUCCUGCUUUCUCAGGGCGCUAACGUGAACCAGGUGGACAACGAGGGCUGGACCCCGCUACAUGUGGCCGCUUCCUGCGGGAACAGGGAGAUCACAGAGUACUUGCUGAAGCAGGGUGCAUCUCUGAGCUUAGUGAACUGUGAUGGUGACUCUCCAUUAGACAUCGCUGAGGAUGAGGCCAUGGAGGGACUACUACAGCAACACACUCAAAAACAGGGUGUGGACCUGGAGGCAGCUAAACGGUUAGAGGAGGAGCUGAUUAUGCGUGACGCUCGCAGUUGGCUUACCGAUGGCCUUCCCGCCGAUUUGCAGCACCCCAGGACCGGAGCCACGCCCCUACAUGUUGCUGCCGCCAAGGGCUACCUGGAGGCCAUCAAGUUGCUGUGUCAGUGUGGGCUAGAUGUAUCUGCUAAAGACUGGGACGGCUGGACUCCGCUUCACGCUGCAGCGCACUGGGGCCAGAGAGAGGCCUGCAGUAUCCUCGCAGAACAACUCUGUGACAUGGAGGCCCGCAGCAACGGGGGUCAAACUCCAUUUGAUGUGGCGGAUGAAAGUGUGGUUGCCUUACUGGAGGAGUUGUCUCAGAGACAAGCCAGCUGGCGAACUGAACAGGCCAUUAACGAUAAACAGAAUGCACAAGCAGCUAGUAACGGCAAUGCUGCAAACAAAAAACGCAGGAGUUCAGUGUGUAGGAUGAGCAGCCGAGAAAAGAUGAGUGUACAGGAUCAGUCGAAGGAGAGGGGGGUUUCUGGAGGGCUGGAGUUGAGCGAGGAGAGAGAGAGCAGUCCUGAGAGUUCCACAGUGUCAAGUCCAGAUACAGAAAGUGUCACUACCUCUACAGUCAGCCCUGCUGACAAGACUCCUGAAGAGAAAGAAGCAGAGGAGAAAGAGCAGGAGCGGGAGAGCCGCACUGCACGUGUGCCUCCCACUCUGCAGAGACGCGACUCGUCUGGUGAAAGCCCCAGCAGUGCCUCUGGUGAUGGAAGGAAGUUCCAGGCUCCAGUUAGAGAUGAGGAGUCAGAAUCUCAGAGAAAAGCUCGCUCUCGCCUCAUGCGUCAAUCACGGCGCUCCACUCAGGGUGUGACCCUGACUGACCUUAAGGAGGCUGAGCGAACUGUGAGCAGGAACACUGAGCCUCAGAGCAAUCUUCAGCCCGUGAGCCCUGUUGUCACGGUAACGCUGGCAGAGAGAGACACAGACCCUGUGAAGCAAUCAGGGACAGCAGAGGGAGACAGCAAACUUGGAGUGAGAGACCGCCGUAGAGCGAGGAGAGAAAGACGAUCCACUGGCGUCGCUGCACUGCCAGGAGAGACUGAGGACUUGGAUGCGAAUGAGCCUGUGCUGGCAGACAGCACUUCAAGUGGUCCUCAAGCAGAAGAUAGAAAACUGUCUUUAUCACUGGAUUUUAGAAAGUUGUAUUUGGAGGUGCUGAAGGAGAACGCUACUUUGAGAGAGAAGCUCCAAGAGACACAGCUGCAGCUCAGUGAGAGCAAAGUGGAGCUGGAGCGACUCAGACAGAAUCAGGAAAAUGGCUGUGAGCGACCUGCCCUACUGGAGCUGGAGAGAUUUGAGAAGAAAGCACUUCAGAGGAAAGCUUCCGAACUGGAGGAUGAGCUUAAGAUUCUUGUCGAUCUUCGUGCUGAUAACCAGAGGCUGAAAGACGAGAAUGCCGCACUGAUCCGCGUUAUCAGCAAACUCUCCAGAUGAGCCCUAUAUACAUGUGUGCCACUAUCCUCCUGAACCACUAGGUGGCAGCGCUGCCCCUCUUUGCCCAUCUCUGCCCAGAAUAAACUGGAAUGAUGCGUUUCUCUUUCUGCACGGCCAUAACAAGCAGCGCCUGUGUGUGCGUUUGUCUGGUUCCGGCCUCUCUCACCUUUAGGGUGGCUAAACUACUGUUUUCUCCAAAACCUGGAAGCCCAAACAAACCUAGACUCAGUAUAACCAGGGUUCAGAAACCUUCACCUCAUUGUACACAAGUGUCAGGAAAUUGGAAGCUCCGUGUCUGUAAAGUCUAGCUUUGUAAAGUCUAGAACCUAUAAUGCAGCUCUAGCAAAGCAGUUCAGUCCAUUUGUGCAAAUCCAGCAGAAAGUUCUAGAAAUCCAGAUCCGCUGCAUGUAUUUCAGAAGUUGUACUUCCCGAACCUCAACCCCCUUUUGAGCACAGGUCGAGUCUCGGUUUGCUAAUUCUAAGUGUGGAGCACAUACUUGAAGUGCGGCAGGAUGGAGAGGAAUUUGCAGGGUGCUUUUUGUUCUGUGUAUUUAAAUCUGAUUAAUUCUUUCUUGUGCACUGUGCUUGAUAUUUUGUUUACCUUGUAGCUUAACAUGAGAGCCAGUACAAGGUUAACCAUUAUAUUUUAAUUUGCUUGUAAGCCAGCCAUGGAUAAUUUGCUGUUUAACUUGUAGUUUAUGCUCUGGCACUAGAUCAGAGAAACAUCGGGUGUUUUUCAGCUUCGAGGGCAUGAUCUAAAGAAGUGCUUGUAUUGUUAUACACAGCAAACAUGUGCCAAAACCUGAACCUCCGCUCUCUCCUGUUGCUCCCAUGCUGGUUGGUGACACGUCGGGACGGACGAGGGUUUUUCUUUACUGUCUUAACUCUCUCUCUUUGUCUCUCAGGACAAGCCUAGAUAAACACUGUACUCAAGCAGACUGCUACUGUAUGUUGGACCAAACAGGCAUUUGCAUUGUUGCUGUUUUUCAGUGAGCGAGUAUUUAUGAGUGUAAGUGUAUUUACAUGGCCUGUGUCCUGUGCCAAUUUUCUUUUUAUUUUUAAUUAUAGUUGUAAUUUUUUUAUCUUUUUUUUUUUUGACUGUUGGAACAGGAACGUUUAUACUGUGAGUCCUGCUCUCAAAGGAACAGGCACUUUAUAAGGUCAAAGCUUUGGAAAGUUUACCACCUUUUUUUUUUUUGCUUCCGAUUUUAUUGAUUUUUUUUUUUUAUUUGUAAGCCAAUGCAUGCCAAAAUUGUAUUUUGACAAAAUAUGUGCCUUUCUAUAUAUCUAUUUUAAUAUUUCUAUGUUGCUUGGUUGAAAAGUACAGGGCUGGUUGGCCCCAUUAGUGCUAUAACAGACUCUUCUAACACUCCACAUCCGAACCCCGCUGACUCUGACGUCAUUCGGUAAAUGGACAGUUCGAGACGACCAAUACAACUCAAUAAAUAAAACAAUUCUGUACCAGA
Messenger RNA from Colossoma macropomum (tambaqui), 3957 nucleotides. It is a transcript of the gene ppp1r12c, whose product is annotated as protein phosphatase 1, regulatory subunit 12C. The transcript is spliced from 20 exons. Gene Ontology annotation, molecular function: enzyme inhibitor activity; protein kinase binding; phosphatase regulator activity. Bases 371 to 2491 code for a protein of 706 amino acids. Lineage: Eukaryota; Metazoa; Chordata; Actinopteri; Characiformes; Serrasalmidae. The record is from RefSeq and is a predicted model, not a curated record. Gene Ontology annotation, cellular component: cytoplasm. Gene Ontology annotation, biological process: signal transduction.